Molecule: messenger RNA, 3873 nt
Organism: Ophidiomyces ophidiicola
Lineage: Eukaryota; Fungi; Ascomycota; Eurotiomycetes; Onygenales; Onygenaceae
Gene: SKI2
Product: Antiviral helicase ski2
Exons: 5
Coding region: 1-3873 (1290 amino acids)
Biological process (GO): nuclear-transcribed mRNA catabolic process, 3'-5' exonucleolytic nonsense-mediated decay
Cellular component (GO): Ski complex
Molecular function (GO): ATP binding; RNA helicase activity; RNA binding
Source: RefSeq, a predicted model, not a curated record
AUGGCUAGACACCUAGCUGAAGCUAUGCACGAGGUGCAAAAGCACGCAGAAAAGCUAGAUGCCGCUGACUACGAUCUUGACGCCUGGAUGGGCAGCGCCGACAGACAAAGCAGCCGGCGGGAGCGACGGAUUCAAUCCACAGAAGAUCUAAAACGAGAACUGGAGAGAGAAUUUCUCACUCCCUCGCCGCGGUUCAGUACAGAGUGGCUUAAUCGCCUGCAGAGGCGCUGGGAGAUUCCGGUCGAUUAUACAGAGCUAUUUGCACUCGCACCUACGCAAACCCGUACAGUAACUCGAUUCACACGUGAGGGUUUGGAAGGUAGGGUUACUGGUUACCAUGAAGUUACUGUUCCUGCCGGCAGUGCCACAGCAAAGAACUCGACAUCAUUCCGCAGAAGGCCUGCAGGUCGAGCGGAGUUUGUCAGAGGGGCGGCUGGUUUCUACCCCUUUGAACCAGGCGGUCUAGAAGGAGUCGAGGCGAUUUCAGCUCUGGAGAGUGAUGCGCAAGUUGAUGGGCAACGGGCUAAUGAUGCUGCAGGAAAGUCUGCGCUGGAUCGUAUUAUCAAGCUUGGUGUUGAAGGCGGGCUGCUAGAAGUUGCGCCAGGCUUAUCGCGUGGACUAGAUUUCUCGAAAGCGACGACUGUUUCUACUGAAGUUGCAAAAAAUGCUGAGGAUGCGUUGCAGCAAGACGAUAGCGAGCUCGAUCGCAUGGUUGGAGGGAGCGCUUCUGAGGUUUACGGUCAGAUCAAAAAAGGCGAUUUGGAGGAAGAUUUAACCGCUGGUGAAGAAGAAGAUAUUGACUCUCUUCUCCCUGUCGAGUAUCCUGCCUUAGAACCACGGGGGCAACUGCUUACAGCAUCGACAAAAAAGGCCGGCAGAGAAUGGGCGCACGUCGUAGACGUCAAUAAAGAGAUUACGAAUUUUUACGAACUUGUACCAGAUAUGGCCCGAGAUUAUCCAUUUGAAUUGGAUACGUUUCAAAAAGAAGCAGUCUACCACCUUGAAAAUGGUGACUCUGUCUUUGUUGCGGCCCACACCUCUGCUGGAAAAACAGUUGUCGCUGAAUAUGCGAUUGCGCUAGCAGCCAAGCAUAUGACAAAGGCCAUAUAUACGUCUCCAAUUAAGGCUUUGAGCAACCAGAAAUUCCGCGAUUUUAGGAAUACGUUUGAUGAUGUUGGAAUUUUGACCGGGGAUGUCCAAAUUAACCCUGAAGCCAGCUGCUUGAUAAUGACAACGGAGAUUUUGCGCAGUAUGCUUUACCGGGGUGCUGACCUGAUAAGAGACGUGGAAUUUGUUAUAUUUGAUGAAGUUCAUUAUGUCAACGAUCUCGAAAGAGGAGUGGUGUGGGAAGAAGUUAUUAUCAUGCUUCCAGAGCACGUCACGCUUAUUCUGCUAUCUGCUACAGUGCCAAAUACCUAUGAAUUUGCUUCCUGGGUUGGACGGACAAAAAAGAAAGAUAUAUAUGUGAUAUCAACUCCUAAGCGACCUGUUCCGCUCGAGCAUUACCUCUGGGCUGGGAAGAGCAUGCAUAAGAUCGUCGAUGCCAAUAAGAAGUUUAUUGAAAAGGGCUGGAAAGAUGCAGAUGAUAUUUUGUCUGGACGUGAUAAGCUCCGGGAAAAGAAAGCUGCGGAAGCAAAGAGCGGCAAUACCCGUGGUGGGCCAGCUGAUCGGGGUCGCGGCCAGCGCGGUGGACCGCAACGUGGCGGUGGAAAUCAACGAGGGGGUCCGCAGCAGCGAGGAAGAGGCCAACCUGCACAGCGAGGUGUCGGUAAUAUUGCACGUACCGGGAGAGGUGGUGGACGUACCACGGCAGCUCAGGACCGGAAUAUCUGGGUGCAUCUCGUGCUGCAUCUCAAAAAGGAAAGUAUGCUUCCAGCAUGUAUAUUCGUAUUUUCAAAGAAAAGAUGCGAAGAGAAUGCAGAUUCCUUGUCCAACCAAGAUUUCUGCACGGCAACUGAAAAGAGCUCAACCCACAUGCUCAUUGAAAAGUCGCUAGCUCGCCUUAAGACGGAAGAUAGGGUUCUUCCUCAAAUUCGAAGAGUAAGAGAACUGCUCAGUCGGGGGAUUGGUGUGCACCACGGAGGCUUGCUCCCUAUCAUUAAGGAGAUUGUUGAAAUUCUAUUUGCUCGAGGUCUUGUCAAGGUAUUAUUCGCUACGGAAACUUUCGCCAUGGGCUUGAAUUUGCCUACUAGAACUGUGGUUUUCUCUGGCUUCCGAAAGCAUGACGGCAGGCAAUUCCGCGACCUUCUUCCUGGAGAGUACACUCAAAUGGCCGGUAGGGCUGGACGUCGUGGCCUGGACACUGUUGGAUCUGUGAUAAUCGCCACUUCUGGCCGAGACGAAGCUCCUCCAAUCGGGGCCUUAAGGAGAAUGAUCCUUGGUGAUCCCACGAAACUCCGCUCCCAGUUCAGGUUAACGUAUAACAUGAUUUUGAAUCUUUUACGUGUCGAAGCACUCAAAAUUGAGGAAAUGAUUAAGAGGAGUUUUAGCGAGAAUGCAACACAAGCACUACUGCCGGAACACCAGAAGCAAGUUCAGCUAUCUGAGGAAACGCUUCAAAAGAUCAAACGAAAAUCUUGUGCUAUUUGUGACAUCGAUUUAGAGGCUUGCCAUUCAGCAUCAAUUGAAUUUCAACGACUCACGUCUCAACUCCAUAUCCUUCUUCUGGCUUCUCCUGUUGGAAAGCGAUUGUUUUCUGCAAAGCGAUUGAUAGUAUAUAAAAAAAAUGGCGUUCGAACGGUUGGAUUUCUGACGAAAGAUGGAGUCAGCGCUGGACCUGCACCUGUAUUCCUGGUGUUUGAAUUUGGACCAUUGAAUCUCAUCCGUCAUCCUAGCGACAUUCUCCCUUUCCUACCUAUGUUCCGGCAUUACUUUGCCCCACUGCCGAACUCUGCAACUGAAAUGCAUUUGAAGGCUUGUAAGGUUCCUAUCAUGGAUUUGGAAUGUGUCACUUCUACCAUUGUAAAAAUAGGAGGGCCAACCUGGUAUUUAAAUAUCAAGAGAGAGGCAUUGAAAGCGGCAGACAAGGAACUCGUGCCUUUAACUUCAACCUGGGAAAAGCCAGAUUGGGAUGAACUUGAUUGGGAUCGGGUAAAGGAACUCCAAGUAAUAGAAGUUCUCAACGAGAGGCAAAAGCAGCUUGAAAUUUCUCAAUCAUGUGGAUGCUUUCAAUGCCCGCAUUUCUUACAACACUUUGAAAUGCAACACGACGAGUGGCAAGUAAAGGAAAACAUAUCGCAACUGAAGCAGCUCAUGUCGGAUCAGAAUCUUCAAUUGCUACCCGACUACGAGCAGCGGGUAGAAGUCAUGAAAGAGCUUGGUUUUGUGGAUGAAGCCUGUCGUGUGCAGCUAAAAGGGAAAGUUGCUUGUGAAAUCCACUCGGCAGACGAGUUAGUUCUUACGGAGCUAAUAUUAGAAAAUGUUCUUGCGGAGUACGAGCCUGAAGAGAUCGUGGCACUCCUUUCUGCCUUUGUCUUCGAGGAGAAAACGGAAAAUGUUCCAACAUUGACGCCUAGGUUGGAGAAGGGCAAGGAAGCCAUCAUUGCAAUCUCCACGAAGGUCAAUGAUCUUCAGAUCAAACACCAAGUUAUACUGUCAAGUGAAGGUGCUGGCGACUUCGCGACAAAACCGCGUUUCAACCUGGUAGAAGUCGUUUAUGAAUGGGCACGCGGCAUGUCUUUCAAUCGCAUCACGGGCUUGACUGAUGUGAUGGAGGGAACAAUCGUGCGGGUGAUUACCCGCCUGGAUGAAACAUGCCGGGAAGUGAAGAAUGCCGCGAAGCUCGUUGGCGACCCUUCCUUAUACACGAAAAUGCAGACGGCACAGGAGAUGAUCAAGCGAGACGUGAUUUUCGCUGCCUCUCUAUAUAUGUAG